Molecule: messenger RNA, 3065 nt
Organism: Bacillus rossius redtenbacheri
Lineage: Eukaryota; Metazoa; Arthropoda; Insecta; Phasmatodea; Bacillidae
Gene: prom
Product: prominin-1-A
Exons: 7
Coding region: 1-681 (226 amino acids)
Cellular component (GO): membrane
Source: RefSeq, a predicted model, not a curated record
AUGCAAUUCACAAAUACAAGGCUAUCCCGGCCAGUGACGGGGAAAGACCUGUCGUCGUUCGCCGACCAACUGGAGAGCGUGGCCAAUCAGAUCAAGGACCUGGCCACGGCUUCCCGGCUGGAGACGCUCGCCUCCAGGACCAGACGGCUGCUCGUCAGCCACGUCCAGCCGCUGGAGCAACGCAAGGAGGACCUGGUGUACCAGCUGACAGCUCUUGAGGUUCAGAUGCAGCCGCUGCAGAGGCAGGUGAACCAGUCCCUGUCGCACCUCAAGACCAUCCAGUACUUCAUCAACAAUCAGGGAGACAGUAUCUGCAAACAGAAAACCAAGGAGUACGCGCGGCGGCUGCUGGGCUACGCGGACCAGUGCCGCGACCACGUGCUGGCGGCGACGGGCGAGCGCCUGGCUCCUUGCCGGCCGCUGUGGGACGUCUUCCACGCGCUCCGGCAGCUGCUGUGCCGCCACAUCCUGGACCCGCUGAAUGGCUUCUGGUUCUCGUGCGUGUGCUGCCUGCUGCUAUUCCUGGUCGCCUGCCCGCUGUGCCUCAAGCUGGCGGACCUGUGCCGCGACGGGGGACUCAUGCAGCCCGGCAGCUCCGACAGCCCAUCUGAGGCACUGAUGAUGCCUGAAAGCAAUACCUGGGCCUCUAACAAUCGGCCAGUCGAAUCUGACGGCUGGUGACGAAGUGGAAACAUCGCCCAAAUGUGGUCCUCGCUUUGGGAUGGCGUCAUUUUGGCAACGCUGCAACAACUUUCGACUCUACCAAUUUUUACCUGCGAAUCUUGUGGAAUGCUGUCACAAAAAUGGUAUUUUAGUGGUUUCGAAGCAAAUAUUUUCUAAAACAUUUUACUUCACUGAGAUAAACGAGUAGUGAAAUGACAACAGAAACUGUAAUAGGUUUACAAAUUCAGCGUUGACCAAACUUUAUUAUCAGCAACAGAAUUAUCUGAGCAUAGAAAAUACUAAAUCAAACAAUAAAACAGUUCUGUGAAAUAGAGAAACAGUUGUACAGGAUGUGUCUGAAAUUAACCGAUGAAUCGCAUGUUCACCACGUAAAAAUAAGUUGAAAACAUUUACUACAUAUAGUUUAAAGUGCUUCCUAAAACUGGUAUACGCUUUUGACGUUGCAGCUGAACCAUUUGUUAUUUUUGAAUAAGAAUCAAACUAUUUAUGAUGAAACUACCACCAUCUGGAUAAUGUCGAAUUGAACAAAGUCAUACAAACACUGAAUAUCUUGUUGCUGAAUUAAAAUUAUUAGUUGAAAUAAUUUAUAGAAAUACCCUUAUUUCUCAAACAUUUUUUUGCCGGAAUGAGUAAUGUGGUUUUUAAUGGCUAAUUAUUAAUAUCAAUGUCAAAAGUAACACCGUCAAAAGUAAUAAUGUCAAAAGUUUCACCGUACCAUUUUCAAGAAAAUAUAAUAUAAUUUUAGAACGAGAUGCUUGGAUGCCUGGGAGUUGUGCAACAUUCACAGCACCCAUUUUGAAACAGCUUCCCUAAAAUCAGGGACACUGAUUGUUAAGUGAUGUAAACGCCAAUGAAGGUAUAUCGAAGAAAACAUUGAACUAAUAAUUAAAAUAAAAAAGCUGGUGAUAUAACUUAAAGCACAUAAACUUUAAUGCUGAACAAACCAUGCAUUUCAACAAAUACCACAAGAGAAAAACAUUUUGGCUACAUUUUAUUUGUGAAGAACUAUCUCCUCAUCAAAUACAUAUUAUUAAUAAAGGGACGUUUUACUUUUAAGAGCACAGUUCACAAAAUUCAGCAUGUAAAGUGUGGUGAAUGCAUUCCAAUUAUGGAAGUCGCCCGCCACAAGACACGGCCGCUUGAAAUAGGAUGCCCCAUUUACCGCCGGAACAUGUAAAUGUAUCAUAGCCCUGACAUGCACUAAGAAUAGUAGUGUUCAUGUUGAUGUAAGUGCGGGCAGUUAUUAAGCGUGCUGCCUGACUUCCAUAUUUAAAACGUAAUCUUCAGAUUUUUAGUGGUAAAUUUUGUGAACUAAAGUAAAAUGCCAUUUAAUUAACAAGUUAUGUUUUAUGAGGAGAUAUUUCUUCACAAAUAAAGGCGUAGCCACAUUUUUUUCUUGUAGUAUUUGGUGACAUUCAUGGUUUGUUCAGAAUUCACGUUCAUGUGCUUUAAGUUACAUCUGCAGUUAUUUAAGAUGAAUUAUCAGUGCCCCUGAUUUUUGGCAGCUGUUUCAAACUGUGUGUUGUGAGUGUUAACAAACCUACCAGGCGUCGAAGUAUUUCAUUCUAAAUUUUACACUAAUUUUCCUUGAAAUCGGUGUGGUAAAGGGUAGUACAAAACGGUGACCUUUUUCGUUACUUUUGACAUUUAGAUAAAUAAUCAGCCAUUAAAAACCGCAUUUUUCCUUCCGGUCACAAAAAUGUAUGGGAAAUAAGGGUGUUACUCUAAAUUAUUUCUACUACUUAAUAUUAUUACAGUUUCAAGAUUUUCAGUGUUUGUAUAACUUGGUUCAACUAAAAAAUAAACCAGAUGUUUGGCGUUUCAUCAUAAAUGGUUUAUUUAUUAUUUUCAAAAACCAACCGGUUCAGCUGAAACUUUACAGGCGUAUACAAGUCCUGGGAAGCACGUAAAACCAAGUGUCGUCAAUAUUUUCAAUUUAGUUUUAUGUGAUGAAUAUACAGCCGAAGAUCGUUGGUCAAUUCAGACCCAGCCUUUAUGGUGCCUACAACUCUUCAGAAAAUUGUCUCAAUAUUUACAUUCUAAGUAAGUUAUGGAUGCCGAAGCUUGGGUCUUAAAGCCAUACUUAUAUUUCUCUGUGUAUCUUAUUAUUUUAAUAUUGUUAAUUACAACUACUGAAUAAUAAAAAUAUUUCAGAAAUGUUAAUUUAACAUAUCUCUGAAAUGUCUAUUAUGUCAAGCAAUGCUUAUAAAACAUAUGGUUGUUAAUUUUAAUAGAAUAUUCAGCAUCUAUGUUUUGUCCUCCAGUUAUUGUAGAGUUAGCUCUAUUUCAGUAGUAACUUCAAAUGUAUGAAAGUGAUAUUUUUAAGUACAGAAUAAAUGUCAUCGAAUGUAAUUAUAUUAAUAAAAAUUGAGUGUUUUAUU